Neurospora tetrasperma FGSC 2508 is the source of this 845-nucleotide messenger RNA. RefSeq lists its product as uncharacterized. The record is from RefSeq and is a predicted model, not a curated record. Gene Ontology annotation, molecular function: oxidoreductase activity, acting on the CH-OH group of donors, NAD or NADP as acceptor. Bases 7 to 726 code for a protein of 239 amino acids. The transcript has a single exon. NCBI's taxonomy places the organism in Eukaryota, Fungi, Ascomycota, Sordariomycetes, Sordariales, Sordariaceae.
CACAAAAUGCCCACCUACGUCGUCACCGGCUCCAACCGCGGCAUCGGCCUCGAAAUCGUUCGCCAGCUCACCCAGUCCCCAGAGAACACCGUUCUCGCUCUCGUCCGCAACCUCUCCAAGGACCACUCCUCCCUGAAAUCCCUCGCCAGCGAGAAAACCCACAUCCUCGAAUGCGACACCUCGUCGCUCUCCUCCAUCCGCGAUUUCGCCAAGACCGCCCGCUCCACUCUCGGAGACACCAAGAUCGACUACGUCAUCAACAAUGCCGGCGUCAACCUCUCCGAGCAGAACUCGUCGUUGCAGCUGGCCCCCGAUGACUUGCUGGACACCAUCAAGACCAACGUCCUCGGUCCCGCAAAGCUGCUCGAGUUCCUCCUCCAGCAGGGCCUGUUGAGCGAGAACGUCAGGGUGCAGAACAUGAGCUCUACGCUGGGCAGUGUGCAAAUGUCGCUGAGCGGCUUGGGACGGGCCACGGGGUACUCGAUCAGCAAGGCCGCGUUGAACAUGUUGAAUGCCCAUCUGGCGACCGACCUCAGAAAGGCGGGCUUGAAGGGUGCCGUGGUGAUCGUGAUGUGUCCGGGGUGGGUCAAGACGGACAUGGGUGGUGACGGAGCGAUGCUGAGCCCGGAGGAGAGCGUGGCCGGGCAGUUGAAGGUUCUGCAGGGGUUGAAGGACGAGGACAACGGCAAGUUCUUUAACUAUAGGGGGGAGAAUGUGCCUUGGUAAAUGUUUUGGGGGAAGCCUCCUGGGACAAAAGACAUGAUAGCGUUUGACAUGAUAGCCAGAAGGAUAUCUUAAUGGACAUAAAACCUUUCUAUGACCCUUGGAAUACAAUCCAUGAUAUG